AUAAAGUGUUCACGUUUUUACUCGCGAUAUAAAUUGUUCGUUAAAAAGAUGAAACUAAAAGUGAUGUUAUUUUUUUACGUUUUAGUAAAAGUUAUCGCUGUUAAAAGUGAGUGUGAUUCGUAUUUAGAGUGUCUUGGAUCAUUCUUUGAUAACUUCUUCUUAGGUCACACAAAUUUUAAUUUGACUAAAGUUCGUGAUAUUUUUGUACCGGGUUUCCAUGAUGUGAAUCUAGAAAAGGAAAACUUACAAAAUGUUUUAAGUGGGGUAUCAAGUUUUCUUGGAGAAGAAUUGGAAAGUGGUGUCAGUUUUGAAACUCCGACAAAUAUUUUUCAAAAUGUUAACAACAACACAGCUAUAUAUGUAAAAACUAUUAAAAUCAACGAUAAUAUUGACGAUAUUAAUGCUGAGGAAAUUCCUUUAGAUUCUAAUGCUACACGUGAAACAAUUGAAUCGAUAAAUUCUUCAAAUACAGAUACGAUUGAUUUUAUAAAGCCAUAUGUAAAUUUAAACAUUUCUAAAAUAGUUCCAAUAAAUAAUAUAAAUGUUGUAAAUCAUACAACGAUUAACUUAAUAGAUGAUAAAUUAAUAAAAAACAUUGAUGAAAACGAAAUAUCAGAUAUAGAUGAUUAUGGAAUCUAUUAUGAAAAUAAUGACAACAGCACAGAUUAUCCUGUAAUAGAUUAUAUAGAUCUAUACAAAGACACAACAAAUGAAUAUGUAGAUAUCAAGACAACACCAAUCCCAGAUAAUUUUAAUAACAAUAAUUAUGGAACUGAAACUAUACUUGAUGUUAAAAAUACAAUUAUACGUGAGAAUAAUAGAAACAAUAGCAGUAAUAUGGAAGAUAACGUAACGGAGACUUUGGACAAGAUCCUCUUCCCCUGGGUGGCGGCAAUUUAUGUCAAGAAGGAUACAAGUAAUCAAUUCGACUAUUACUGUGAUGGCGCUUUGGUGUCAGCUGGUGCGAUUCUUACUGCUGCCCGCUGCAUCCAAAACGGCAAUAUGCAAGCGAAGCCAGAAGAGUUAUUAGUAAUAUUGGGGAAAACUUCGCUUAACUCGAUGAACAAAUACGAGAGAUUUGUUAAGGUAGAAGACGUCAUAUUACAUGACAACUACACAAUGGAUGGAUUCGAAAACGAUAUUGCAAUUCUUGUAAUGGAAGAUCCGGUGGUAUUCAGCGAGCGGAUACAGCCUGCCUGCCUCGGGAUAGAGGACUACAAAGAGUCGAUCACAACUGGUUGGGCAGCUACAGGGGACUUGACUUUGAUUCAUUUAAAUACAGAUGAAAGUGUAAACUGUAACGAUAUUGGAGGGAACAGGACGUACUGCGCUGUUUAUGAUCGUGAUAUCAAAGUAUGUCCAAGUUACGGUGGUUUACACGUAACGAGACACGAAGACACAUGGCAUCUUCACGGUAUACGUCACGCUGACCCAAGCGACCGUGGACUUUGUGUGGAUAAUGUUAUCACUUUUACAGACUUGACUGACUAUAUUAAUUGGAUUAAACAAUAUAUUGAAUAAAUAAAUUUAAUUAAGUUAUUUUGUU
Messenger RNA from Vanessa tameamea, 1546 nucleotides. RefSeq names its product ovochymase-like. Gene Ontology annotation, biological process: proteolysis. Lineage: Eukaryota; Metazoa; Arthropoda; Insecta; Lepidoptera; Nymphalidae. The transcript has 6 exons. The record is from RefSeq and is a predicted model, not a curated record. Bases 49 to 1521 code for a protein of 490 amino acids. Gene Ontology annotation, molecular function: serine-type endopeptidase activity.